UUUUUUCAGCAUGCCUUGUUCAGAUGGUAAUGGAAUCGAUACAGUUUGGUGUAAUCAGCAAUUAUUUAACUAUGCAAAUUUUUCUAUGAAAUCUAAAUACCCACCAAUACCUAACUUGCCACCAGCACCGUCUUAUGUUUCUCGACACGCCUUUGGGAUAGUUUACAGUGGAAUACAUGUAAAGCAUACAAAAUUUCCCAGGCCUGACGAUAACAACCGACGGCAUGUUGCUUUCAAUAUGACCUACACUUGCAACGAAAUAUCCGACAGAUCUCCAGCGAUAACUACUGUCCCAUGUAACAAAACUGAAGAAAAUUACAAGAUUAAUAUUGAACAUGACGACUUCUUUACCGUGACAUAUUCUACUAAGAGCGGGGGAUACCGGCAGUUAUAUGACAGGGAUACAGGUAGGGAUUACUCAAGGCAGAUAUACAACGGACAAACCACUAGCAAAACUAUUCAGUUCAAGUUUGAUUUCAUAGCACCGAUUCAUUGUUCUGAGCCUUAUUCCCAAACUAAAUGUAAUAACGGAGAAAAACCGAUCGAUGUUGGAGAGGACAUAACAAAGAAUCCGAUUCAACUUCGUUGGGAUGGCUGGUCGGACAAGUUGUCCGGAAUUGCUUACUACUACCUUGAGAUCUUUAAGCUGGAACCAAAUAUUAAUGGCUACCUUACAGAACUUGAGCCAUUAAAACCUAUAUAUUCAUUUAAGACGAAUAAAACAUCAUCUAUAAAUUUUCCAACAUAUUACCCUCCACAAACUGGAAUGUAUUCAAUUCUCCUGCAAGCAUCCGACAAGGCGAACAAUUCAAAAAUUGCUCGGCGACUGGUUCUAUAUGACAAUGAUUCAAUGAUAACACUGACGAAACCCGGCUUUAUUUCGGAUAAGCCUAUGAAGGUGUCAGAGAUGUCAUUAGGUGAUGGUGGUAUGCACAUUACCAGUGCAAUACCGGAAACUGGUUACAUGUGGCAGACCUCUAAAAAUGGAACAAAAACCCGUAUCGUAUUGAACUGGGAAAAACACUUCAUCAACGAGAUAUAUGACGAUGAAAAGUUGUUAAACAGGGUUCUUAAAUACCCCACACAAUUUGCAGAUCUGCAAGAUGAUGGUAUUCUUAGAAGUAAAAAGUAUGUUAACCUUACGGAUAAUGAGGGAGCGAGAACUCGCAAUGCUAUUCCAAACAAACGUGGUAUUGUCAAAUUUGAAAUCAAUCGAGUCCUCGGAGACGAUAGGGAGGUCCCAAAGACAGGAUGGAUACCUCAUGAUUUGACGGAAAAUUAUGAAAUGAUAGAAACACUAGACGAUGGAAGUCAUAUACGACUUUGGGUACGAGCUACUGACAUCAUGAAUCAUACUUUAGCAGAUUACACAGAAGUGCACAUUGAUAACACACAACCUAGGGUAGCUGGCGAAAACCUAGAAGAAAAUAUUGUAAACGGAACAUACACGCACACAUCAAGAAUAACGUUUAAGGCAUCAGAUGACGAUAGUGGUGUACAUCGGAUAGACUACGCGCUAUUUGUAGAAAAUCGUACCGCUGAACAAGGAAGUGGAACCACUCCAGCUAAUUAUAGAAAUAAUGCAUCUGUAGUUUGCAGCUCUGACCCCUCUUGUCACUGUGUAUUGGAAACCUGUUUUCUGGUACCUCAGACGCUGGAUAUUGAUAAUUGCUGGUUUCUCGUGCCAAAGGAAGACUUGAAUAAAUCUGCAAGAAUCGACGUAAAAGUCUAUAACCAGGCCCUUCUUCAUCAGGAAUUCUCAGUAAAUAUAAACAGAUUAACAGAUUUAAAUGGUCUGGAGGAAUAUUCUGGUCCGACAAAUAUUCGAGUGGAAAAGAAUCUUGCUUCAGGCGUACGGCUUGUUUGGGAUUUGCCUAAAACCGCAUCUUGCUACGGACGAGCUGAUAUUGAUGUGAUCUUGAUGAAUUCGGAUGGAAGCGUUAGAGUUGUAAAGGUUUAUAACGAAGGAACCUCAAUUGAUCUGGUUGGACUUGAACCGGAUAAAGAGUACAGUAUUUCACUGAAACUUGGAUACAAGGGCACAGAAUUGGCUGCACUACCUUAUACAUUUAAAACCGCUCCAAAGGAAAACUAUCUCUCAGGCGGUGUCAUAGCUGGAAUUAUUGCCAGUGUUUUGGUGAUAAUCGGUUUACUCAUCGCAAUAUUUGUAGUACUAUUAAGGAGAGGUCAUAUGAAGCCCGUUCAAAGAGGGUUAAGAGCGGUGUCCGUAAAAUAUCGCAAAUCUGUGGCUGGAGUUAGGGCAAGGGCAAGAAAUAAUGACUAUGUAACAGGGAACAGUAAUGCAGAAUCAUUGUAUAUGUAUGGGGAGAUGGAUUUCAAAGACAUUCAAAACUGGCAAAUGGGACGAGAUGACGUCAUUUUUGAGCGUUUACUGAAAUCUGGCAAUUUUGCCGAUAUCUAUCAUGCCAAAUUAAGAUCAACAAACACGACAGUAGUCGCAAAAACUCUGAAACAGAAUCACGCUGAACAAGAUAAGUUUCUGAUGAAGGCGAAGAUUAACUUUAAUUCCAUUGAAGUUGGACAGAAUGAAAAUGUGCUUCGCUUCAUUGGUGCAGUCGUCUCUGAAACCGACAUUGGACCAUUUAUAAUCUACGAAUAUUGUGCGAAUGGACAAAUGCGUGACUACCUGGAGACUAUGAAGAAUAGUCUUACUGUUGAGACACUAGAGCAGCAACUCAGAUUUGGACUCGGAGUGGCACGUGGGAUGGAUUAUCUUGCUCAAAGGAAGAUUGUUCACCGCCGCCUAGCUGCCCGCAAUGUUCUGCUUGAUUCUGAUCUUACACCGAAGAUCACUGGAUUCGGUCCCCAACCAGACGAAAAGAAGGGUGACGAUGGAAACGCAAAGAAACGGGAAAGGAUUCCUUUGAAGUGGAUGGCACCUGAGUGUCUGAAGUCUACAGCUGGUGCCACAGAAAAGAGUGACGUAUGGUCAUUUGGUGUUGUGCUAUGGGAAAUAUUCUCUUUCGGUGAAAGUCCAUAUGGUAGUAUGAGAGGUCGUGAACUCCCAGCAAAAUUAAAAGGUGGCUAUAGACUUCCAAAGCCUGAACAAUGUGAUGACAAAUGGUACGGUGUUAUGAAGCAGGCUUGGUCGGAAGAUCCGAAGAAGAGACCUAGCUUCAAAGAGAUAAGGAAUACACUGGAUGAGAUAUUCGUGGCAGCACCCACUGACGAUUACUAUUACUACAGAAAGUAGACAAACGAUCUAUGUAGACUUAAAGUAGUGACUACAACAAUAGAGUAAAUCAACGAAAGGAAAUCAACUUACUGUUUUGUGAAUAAUGCAUGACUAGGUUCCUCUUACUACGUGUUUUGUAACUAUUUUAGUAGAAUCACUUGAUUUAAAUGAUGUGUAAAAUUACGUAUUGAAACUAACAGUGUUUCGGACAGUUAUAAUGAAUCAUUUUGAACAUAUUUGUAUAAAAAAGUAUUUGUAAUGUAACACUUGUGUACCUGAAGUUUGUCUAUAUGGUUUACACUUAUAUAGGGAACACUUCCAAAAUUUCCUUGUCCUAAACCACAGGACCUAGGGCUCAAAUAUGGACCCGCCCUGGGGGUCACAUGGUCCAUAUAGACUUAUUUAGGGAAAACCUUUGUAAAUCUUCUUGUCUUAAACCACAAGUCCUAGGGCAUUGUUAUUUUAUAUGUAGCAUCAUCUAGAGGUCCUCUACGAGGAUUGUUCAAAUUAUUUCCCUAGGGUCAAAUAUGGCCCACCUAGGGGGUCACAUAUUUAAUAUAGACUUGUAUAGGAAAUAAUCUUGUCUUAAACCACAAGACCUAGACCUUUGAUAUUUGGUAUGUAGCAUUGCCUUUUGGUCCUCUACCAAGAGUGUUCAAAUGAUUACCAUGGGGUGAAAAAUGGCCCUGUCCCGUGGGUCCCUAGUUAAGGGGUAACCCGACUGUGACCUUGACCUACUGACCUACUUUCUUGUCUUGUAAGAUAGAGCCUUGAAAUUUGAAUGACAUGUACAGUUUUGCACACCGGUCUUAAACCUGACUUUCAGUGACCAGGAAUGUGAUCUACUGACCUACUUUCUUGUGUUUUUUAAGAUACACCCUUGGAUGACAUGUACAGUUUUGCACUCCAAAAUAUGACCUACUGGCCUACUUUAUUGUUGUUUUUUUUUUUAAAUACAGCCUUGAUGUACAGUUUUGCACAGUUUUGCACACCGAUCUUAAAACUGACUUUCAGUGACCAUGAAUGUGACCUACUGACUUACUUUCUUGUUUUUUUUUCAAGAUAUCGCAUUGAAAUUCGGAUGAUAUAUACAAUUUUGCACACCAAUCUUAACACUGACUUUCGGUGACCAUAAAUGUGACCUACUGACUUACUUUCUUGUUGUUUUUUUCAAGAUAUCGCAUUGAAAUUCGGAUGAUAUAUACAAUUUUGCACACCAAUCUUAACACUGACUUUCGGUGACCAUAAAUGUGACCUACUGACCAACUUUCUUGUUUUUUAAGAUACAGUCUUAAAAUUACUGGUGAUAUGUACAGUUUUUAUGCACCGAUCCUAAAACUGAUUUUCAGUGACCACCAUGAAUGUGACCUGCAGACCUACUUUCUUAAUAUUUUAGCAUCAGUUUAGGACAUUUAAAACAUGUAGCUCAUAUAACCCAAGUGAGCGAUCCAGGGUCAUCAUGGCACUCUUAUGUUUACGAGUUUCUUUUCAUUUUUCCAUUUCCUUCUAUUCAUAUGCAAAUUCGGAUCUGUAUCGUCGUUUCUUUUGGUUGUAAAUAAAUUUGUAAAUAUUG
Molecule: messenger RNA, 4769 nt
Organism: Mercenaria mercenaria
Lineage: Eukaryota; Metazoa; Mollusca; Bivalvia; Venerida; Veneridae
Exons: 19
Coding region: 11-3214 (1067 amino acids)
Biological process (GO): positive regulation of kinase activity; protein phosphorylation; cell surface receptor protein tyrosine kinase signaling pathway
Cellular component (GO): signaling receptor complex
Molecular function (GO): protein binding; transmembrane receptor protein tyrosine kinase activity; ATP binding
Source: RefSeq, a predicted model, not a curated record